Messenger RNA from Phymastichus coffea, 2118 nucleotides. RefSeq lists its product as uncharacterized. NCBI's taxonomy places the organism in Eukaryota, Metazoa, Arthropoda, Insecta, Hymenoptera, Eulophidae. The transcript has a single exon. The record is from RefSeq and is a predicted model, not a curated record. Bases 1 to 2118 code for a protein of 705 amino acids.
AUGUCAGCCUCAGGUAUUGGUAAAAAAUGCGCUUGCUGCGGUUUACCAGAGAAAAAAUUAGUGGGACCCAAACAAACUGUUGACACAGAUGAUGAAGCUUAUACUUUGUCCGAUUAUUUGGCUGUGACACUUGUAAUGGGAGACAUACUUUGUCAGAAAUGCAGUGGUUCUGCCCGCUUCGCCAAAGCAAAACGCAGAAAAAUCGAUCAACCACAAAAUGUAAAUACUUUGCAAAUCGACAGUCAAGGGUCAACAUCUUCUUCAGAGACAUUAUCGCAACCACAUAAUGAUACAGUUUAUGUUCCACCAAAGAAAAAAGUUAUUGAAAAAGCAAAAGAUACUAUUGAGUUACCUUUAAAAAGAGUAGUUUCUACUCAUGAUUACUGUUGUUUAUGCAAAAGCAAAACAAAUAUUGUUAUUGUUCCUUUCGAUGCAAGAAAACAAGCUUUUGUUGAAAGAGAUAUAUUCAUACCAGAGGGUAAUAGAUGUUGCCGAAAACACUUAAUAAAGAAAAGAUUUUAUUCAGAUGAGUUAAUUAAUUUAAAAGUAGUUUCUAAUUCAACUACCACAACAGCUGCAGAUAUAACAAAACUAUUUAAAUCUUUGAGUUUAACUUCCGACAGAGAAUUACACGAUAGAAUCGGAGAUUUUUCAAUCUCUGAAGAGAGGAUUCGUACGUUUACUGGAUUGAAUUGGGAACAACUAAUAAAAUUGCGAGAAAUGAUGGUUUCGUUGAGGAAUACCGACAAUCGGACUGUUACGCAAGCUGUUGUUGUUUUUUUGUUCAGAUUACGAACAGGAAACUCAAAUGAGAUAAUCUGUUCUGUUCUCGGCCUUGAUCGUCAUCAGCAAGUCUCUGAAUUUUCAAAGUCUGUGUUAAGUGCCUUUGAAAAAGAUGUAUUGCCUUCACGCUUUGGUUUACAAGCCGUCAAUCGAGAGAACUUGAUUGCUAAUAAUUCAACGAUUCUCCUUCAGAAGUUUCAUGGCAUAAGUGAUAAUAAUCUUUCGUUAGUUGGCGAUGGCACUUAUUUGAAGCACCAAAAAAGUUCCAAUAACGAAUACCAACGAAGAUCUUUUUCUGGACAUAAGAAAGUUCCUCUAUGCAAGCCCUUUACUCUGUGCACUACAACUGGUUUUAUUGUUGAUGUACUGGGGCCGUUUUAUGCUAAAGAAAACGAUUCUAUGAUUUUGGAAAAAAUUUUGAAGGCCCACGAUAACAAUUUAAAGAAUUUGAUGUGCAAAGAGGGUGAUGUUUUUAUUCUUGAUCGAGGGUUUCGCGAUAUAAAAUCAAAAUUAGAAAAUGAUGGUUAUCGGGUCCUCAUGCCAGCCUUAAAAGAUAAAAAUCAGAAACAAUUGUCAGCGGAAGAUGCAAACAAAUCUCGACUUGUUACCAUACUUCGUUGGGUGGUGGAAGCGGUACACGGAGCUGUAGCUCAGAAGUAUAAGUUUUUCCAUAAGCAAUUAGAUAAUCGUUACCUGACUGAAGCUGGUCUUUACUGCAGAAUUGUUUGCUUUUUAAUUAAUCAAUUCGGAAAACGAAUCGUGUCAAGGGCUUCGACCGAUAAUGAGAUACUCAAUUACAUUCUUUCAAGAAAUUCCAAUGAAAAUAGUUUAGCAACGGAAGUGAUAUCAGGAAAAUAUAGUCGAAGAAAGAGUUUAUUCAAAACGUUAAGGUCAGAUGAGCUAGAAGAUUUUCCUGAAAUGACGGAACAGGAUCUAGUCAAACUAUUCACUGGAACUUACCAACUCAAACAAGCAAUAUCCUAUUUAGCUGAAAUGAUGGGCGACACGUAUGAAAUAAAUGUAAGUUACUACCGUGAAUCUGCUGAUCUAAUCAAGUUACAAGUGAGAUCUAGACAUAUCGAAAGUAAACAAUACAACUGCUAUAUUCACUACAAACCAAAUACCAUUGGCUGUGCUGGUAUACUGCGUUUUUGCUGUGAGUGUGCUAACGGUAUGAGAACAAUUGGAUGCUGUUCUCACGUGGCUGCCGUUAUUUAUUAUUUAGCGCACGCCAGAUUCCAAUCUUCCAUUGUAAAACCUGCCCAACAUCUAACAAAGAUUUAUGAACAAGAUCAUGUGGUGGCUGUUAUUGAAGCAGAUAGUGAUGACGAUUGA